AUGGGUUGGAUUGAGAAGACCAACGAGCGGAUCGCGGCCGGCCCGGUCGGUCGCUGGUUUAAGCUUGAGGGCUGUGGACAUCCGAAAGAGAGAAAAGGCUCCCGCUUCUUCACCGAGAUACGAGCUGGCCUGGCGACCUUUUUUGCCAUGGCCUACAUUAUCGCCGUGAACUCCAGCAUUGUGUCCGACACGGGUGGCACAUGUGUGUGCAAUGAAACCCCCGCCCCGGGCGCUUUGCCCUGCGAAAACAACACCGAAUACCUGCUUUGCAAGGCCGAUAUUAAGAGAGAUCUUGUCACGGCCACUGCCGCCAUCGCCGCCCUGGGAACCGCGUGCAUGGGUAUCUUCGCCAAUUUGCCAGUGGGAAUUGCGCCCGGUAUGGGUUUGAAUGCGUAUUUUGCUUACACGGUCGUUGGGAAGCACGGAACCGGCCCGGUCCCGUAUGAGGUUGCUCUGACAGCCAUCUUUGUCGAGGGCUUCAUCUUUUUCGGACUCGCCAUUCUCGGUUUGCGCCAGUGGCUCGCUCGUGCCAUCCCCCGCUGCAUCAAGCUCGCAACCAGUGUCGGAAUCGGUCUCUUCCUGACUCUGAUCGGUCUGACGUAUGCCGAGGGUAUCGGUCUCAUUGUCGGUAGCUCGUCGACCCCGAUGUCGUUGGCCGGAUGUCUUCAGGAAGCCAUGGAUGAGGCUGGGCAAUGUCCGGACUCUGCCAAGAUGCGCAGCCCGAUGCUGUGGAUUGGCAUCUUCUGCGGUGGUGUUUUGACCGUCAUGUUGCUGCUGUACAGGGUUAAAGGCGCCAUCAUCGCUGGCAUCGUCCUCGUCUCCGUCAUCUCCUGGCCGCGCACAACCUCCGUCACGUACUUCCCCUACACCGAGCUGGGCGACGCCAACUUUGACUUCUUCAAGAAGGUGGUCGACUUCCACUCUAUCGGAAAGGUUCUCAACGUCCAGAGGUGGGAUAUUGGCGACUAUGGCGGACAAUUCGGCCUGGCUUUGAUCACCUUCCUUUACGUCGAUAUCCUGGACACCACCGGUACCCUCUACUCCAUGGCCCGUUAUGCCGACCUUGUCGAUCCCGUUACUCAGGAUUUUGAGGGUUCUACGUGGGCUUACAUGGUGGACUCUCUUACCAUCGCUAUUGGCUCGGUGUUUGGCACUCCUCCCGUCACUGCCUUUGUCGAAUCCGGCGCAGGCAUCGGUGAAGGCGGCAAGACGGGUCUGACGGCCCUGGCUACCGGGAUUUGCUUCUUCAUCUCCAUCUUCUUUGCGCCGAUUUUCGCUUCGAUUCCGCCCUGGGCUACCGGCUGCGUCCUCGUCCUAGUCGGGUCCAUGAUGGUCCAGGCCGUGACCGACAUCAACUGGCGGUACCUUGGCGACUCCGUCCCGGCCUUUGUCACUAUCGCCCUCAUGCCCUUUACCUACUCGAUUGCCGAUGGCCUGAUUGCGGGCAUCUGCCUCUACAUCUUGAUCAACACCCUGGUGUGGGUCAUCGAAAAGCUGUCGUUCGGCCGCAUUGUGCCCCCCAACAAGGCUAUGAAGGAGGAGUGGAAGUGGCAGACCGAGGGUGGCGUUAUCCCUGCGUGGAUGGCCCGUUUGGCCAAGGGCCGGAAGGACUUUUGGCGCGCCCCGCGGCAGCCAUCCGUGGCUGAUACCGAGGGCGUAUCGGAGAAGAUCGAGGGAAAGGCUGUUGACUCGGACAGGGACACUGUCCCGACAUCCCCCGCCGAGAAAUUAGCGUAG
This is a messenger RNA of Dichotomopilus funicola, 1737 nucleotides long. RefSeq names its product permease family-domain-containing protein. NCBI's taxonomy places the organism in Eukaryota, Fungi, Ascomycota, Sordariomycetes, Sordariales, Chaetomiaceae. The transcript has 5 exons. Gene Ontology annotation, biological process: transmembrane transport; adenine transport; guanine transport. Gene Ontology annotation, molecular function: purine nucleobase transmembrane transporter activity. Gene Ontology annotation, cellular component: plasma membrane. The coding region runs from base 1 to 1737 and encodes 578 amino acids. The record is from RefSeq and is a predicted model, not a curated record.